Molecule: messenger RNA, 906 nt
Organism: Elaeis guineensis (African oil palm)
Lineage: Eukaryota; Viridiplantae; Streptophyta; Magnoliopsida; Arecales; Arecaceae
Product: translationally-controlled tumor protein homolog
Cellular component (GO): cytoplasm
Molecular function (GO): calcium ion binding
Source: RefSeq, a predicted model, not a curated record
UCCGGCUAUUAACUGGAUAAUCCUAAACUGCCGCUGACGCAGAAACAAGUCUUGUCCGAUUCCCCUCCUCUUCCGCUUUCGCGCUCUCUCUCCCUGUCUCUCCCCAGUCUUCUUCGGUGCUCUAGCGUUAGGGUUUGUUGCUCGAUUCUUUGGUGAGGAACCAUGAUCGUCUACCAGGAUUUGCUCACAGGUGAUGAGCUCCUCUCAGACUCGUUCCCAUACAAAGAAAUCGAAAAUGGAAUGCUGUGGGAAGUUGAGGGGAAGUGGGUUGUUCAAGGAGCUGUAAAUGUAGACAUUGGUGCUAAUCCUUCUGCUGAAGGUGGUGAAGAAGAUGAAGGGGUUGAUGAUCAGGCUCAGAAGGUGGUUGAUAUUGUUGACACCUUCCGCCUUCAGGAACAACCUGCCUUUGACAAGAAGCAAUUUGUGACCUAUAUGAAGCGUUAUAUUAAGCUUUUGACACCCAAGCUGGAUGAGGAGAAGCAGGAGCUCUUUAAAAAGCACAUUGAGGGAGCUACCAAGUAUUUACUCUCGAAGCUCAGCGACCUACAAUUUUUUGUGGGUGAGAGCUUGCAUGAUGAUGGUAGCUUGGUCUUUGCAUACUACAAGGAGGGAGCCACUGAUCCAACAUUUUUGUACUUUGCCUAUGGAUUGAAGGAGGUCAAGUGCUAAGGAUGAUGCUGCCAAUCCCGAAGGGGAUGUUUUUUAGUUAAAUAGUACUGCCUUGUCUUUCUGCCAGAAGACCUAUUAUGUUAUGCUGCGUUUAACUUUUUUUUUUUUUGGGUGCGCCUUUUUAAUCUAAUUGGUUAAAUAAGUACUUGUUUGAGUUUUGCUUAUGAGUGUUUUAAUGAGUUUUUAAUGGAAUAUUAAGUACUGUUUGAGGAAUAAAGUAUCGUGCUGCUUUUUUAA